AUGACCCAGGAUGCUGUGACAGCCCGGAGCGCCCAUAUCCCGAGACGGAAUGGUGUCACACGGGGUCACAUCGUGUCACCGCAGAACUCGGGUCACUCUCCCACGGGAUGUGGCACCCGGGGGACCCAGCACAGCCGCUGCCACCUGCGAAGAGCAUCCCCAUCGCUGCCGGGACCCAACGGCGGAGUACAGAGGCCGGCUCGCCCCGCACCCCUCAUCGAGCCCCGGCCGCGAUGCGAUGCGCCCGGUGCGGCACGGCGGCGGCGGGGGGGGCGCCCGGUUACAUCAGCCGCCACGUGGUGGCUGCUCCGCCGUUCCGCCGCCCCGCCCCGGCACAUGCCCGUGGAAAAUUACCGCCGGCCCCCCGGCCCCGCCACCGGGCCGGUCAGCCCCGCUCCCCGCCGCCCCCCCUCCGGUCCUCGGGCACCGCGCAGGGCGGCCCCGCGCCGCCCCUGCUCCGGGAAAGCAACAGAUGCGGGACCGCCCCGCAUCCCGCUGCCGCUAUCCCGACGCCGGGGCCGCUCCCGGUACCGAUCACGGUGCCCCCACCCCGCUCGGCCCCUCCGCCUCCCCCGGCCCCACGGCUUCCCCCGGCCCGACCGCCGCCCCCGGCCCCGCAACCGCCGGAGCGCCGCGCCGGCACAACCCCGCGCUCCCAUCGCGGUUCUCCCGCUGCCACCGGGCCGAACCGAGCAACCGAUGCCGGAGGUGCGCACCCUUACCGUGCCCAUGCCGCCGCCCGGCCCUUCCCGCCGCACCGGGUGGGCCCACGGAGGCGCCGCCGCGCCGCGCCCGGACAGCAGCCGGUACCGAUACCGGUGA
This is a messenger RNA of Centrocercus urophasianus (Greater sage-grouse), 822 nucleotides long. RefSeq names its product wiskott-Aldrich syndrome protein homolog 1-like. Lineage: Eukaryota; Metazoa; Chordata; Aves; Galliformes; Phasianidae. The coding region runs from base 1 to 822 and encodes 273 amino acids. The transcript has a single exon. The record is from RefSeq and is a predicted model, not a curated record.